This is a messenger RNA of Seriola dumerili (greater amberjack), 1956 nucleotides long. It is a transcript of the gene bfsp1, whose product is annotated as beaded filament structural protein 1. NCBI's taxonomy places the organism in Eukaryota, Metazoa, Chordata, Actinopteri, Carangiformes, Carangidae. Bases 1 to 1956 code for a protein of 651 amino acids. Gene Ontology annotation, cellular component: cytoplasm; intermediate filament. The transcript is spliced from 9 exons. Gene Ontology annotation, biological process: lens fiber cell development. The record is from RefSeq and is a predicted model, not a curated record. Gene Ontology annotation, molecular function: structural constituent of eye lens.
AUGUUCAAGACCAGCUACCUGCGCGAGGUGCGCAAGGAAAAGUAUGAGCGCUCAGAUGUCUUUGAAGAGGAACCCGAGGACUCUGAAACCUCUGCAGGCAUCUCAGCCAUCCAGGGUUGGGAGAGUCUUCAGGAGCUCAACAGCCGCUUUGCCCGGUACAUCAACAGGGCUCGAGUCCUGGAGCAGCGCAACGCCGUGUUCCGCAAGCAGCUGGAGACGUUGCAGCGGAUGGAAGAGGCCAGCGGUCUGGAGGAGGCCUUCACAGAGCAGAUCGAUGUCAACAGGCAACGCAUCCACGAGCUGUCCUCGGACCGUGCCAAACUGGACCGAGAGCUGAAGGAUGCUUGCCGCAUGCUGGAUGAAUUCACCAGCAAAUAUAGAAAUGAAUGUGACUAUCAAGAACAGCUCCGGGGCACGCUGGAACAGUUAAACAAGGAAGCUGACAGUGCUCUUCUGAGAAACCUGGAGUUCCAGAUCCAAUCACAGUUCUUGCAGGACGACAUCAACUCCACCAGAGAUAGACACAAGAAGAACCUCGCAGAGAUCCAGACCUAUGUAAACAUUUUGCAGCAAAUCAACCAGACACUUCCCCUUGUUCCCAAUGUGUCAGUGGGCAUCUCCGAGGAGCAGGAGAAGCUGCUGGCUCAGAGGAAAGUGCCAGGGCUGCAGAGUCAGCUGGAGGAAUACAAGAGCGCCCUCUGUCAGCUGCAGGCCCAGAAACUGCGCCUACAAACUGAGACUACUAUGUUGGAUCAAGCCAUCAAAAACACACAGGAGAGUUAUGACGAUGAGAUCCAGAUGUACAAUGAGCAAAUCGAAUCUCUGCGAAAGGAGAUUGAGGAAGCUGAGAGGUCCCUGGAAAAGUUCACCAGUGAAUGUCGCCACCUGGCCAUGUACCAGACGUCUCUUGAGAAUGAGCUGGAGAGGUACAAGAGGAUCAUCGAGAACGAAGAUAACAGGUUGAAUUCAGCGAUAAUUGGCACUCCCAUUACCCUGUUCACCACUAAUUACCGCUACACUCACACACCCACUGCAUCAAGCAAGGGGAGAGAUAUCACCCAGGCCAUCCAAGAUAUCACCAGCAUCAAGCCACGCCAGAAGAUCCUGGCCAAGAAGGUCCUUAAGAAGAAAGAGCUGACCCCGAAAGAUGUGAUAGACAGUGGCCAGGAGGAAAGAAAUGGGGGAGCCCAUGGAGAGACUCCAGAUGAAGAAACAAAGGGGAUCCCAUCAGAGCAAGUGCAGGAGGAGAGGGUGAAGAGACAAGAGCAGAGACCUGUUCUCACUGGAGUGUCUCCACAGGAUGUCCCAGAUGGAGCUCAGAUCAGCAAAGCCUUUGACACUCUUUGUAACAUCGUCAGAGACAGAAUGAGGAAGUACAAGAAACCUGAGCCAAUCGCUGACUUCUACACCAAGGGUCGUUACGUCCUUGUCACCGGUGACGGCAGCUACCCAGAUCCCUGUUUCUGCACCUCCACACCAUCAGCCGGCCACAUUUACGUCACUAUCAACAAUGGAAUGAUGUCUCCCUAUGAGCCUUAUGGGCGCAGUACACCCCCCCCUCCACCUCCUCAGCCCAUGGUAGGUCCUAGGCCUCUCACUCCCACCCGGCCCGCUAAUGCAGGAGGAAAGGAUGAUAAUAAGGGCGGAAGAGGUAAGGACAAUGGAGGUAAAGGUAAGCAAAAGAGUGGAGAGCCUCAGCCUCAGCCUCAGCCUCAGCCUCAGCCUAAAGAUCCAUACCCAGUCCCUCCACCCACUGGACCAAACUCCGGCCCUAAAGAUCCCACUCCAGCUGCCGAUCACUCUGGCAGCUACACCCCAGACGCCAUGAGCUAUGAGAAGGUGGAGGUGGUGGAGUCUGUGGAGAAGUUCUCCAAUGGCCACAAGGUUAAAGGUUAUGAAGAGACUUCCAUGGUGGUGGAGACCAUGAUCGAGAAGUCCAGCAAGAAGAAACAUUGA